AUGUUCUCUGCCCGCCGGGCGUCGUCGGCGCCCGCGCGCCAGACGCCUCGAGUAUUCGGCUGUGCCGUGGUGCGCUUCGAGCUCGCUGCCCUGAAUUGGCGGGCCAUGCGCGGCGGUGGGCGGGACUCGGCCGGCGGCCGGCGCCGCCGCCGCCCUCCUCCGCCUGCUGCCGCUGCGGCCGCCGCCGCCGCCGCGGCCGGCAGCGCCGCCCCGCGGCCUUCUCCAGCGCUGUCAGCCAACGGCUCUCUCGCGCACGACUGGUUCGAGGACCCGCACGCCAACUUCCCCCGCAGCCAGCUCAAGUACGUGCGGGAGCUGGGCCGCGGCUGGUUCGGGCGGGUGAGUAAGCGCUUAGCGUGGGCGAGGAGACCGUUUAUGGACGACCUAAGACCAUUGUUGGGGUCUGUGCAAUGGGGACGUGUGGCCGCGGCGCUGUGCGAUGAGAAUGAUGGUGGGGCUGUGUGUGCGCAGGCAGUGGAAGGCGAGGCGCGCGGCGUGGCGCCGGGGCAGGCCACGACACGCGUCGUCGUGAAGAUUCUGCACGAGGACGCCACCCCCACCGACCACAUGUUCUUCCUGCACGAGGCGCGGCCCUACCGCGACCUGCGCCACCCCAACGUGCUGCGCCUGGUCGGCCGCUGCCUCGAAACCGACCCCUUCCUUGUCGUCCUCGAGGCGUGCACCAGCGGGGAUCUAAAGAGUUUUCUAUCUCAGAACAUCUCAACCGCUGAAGCACUGAGUCAGCAGGGUGUUACUCUUCUAAUGUGCUGUCAAGUAGCUGCAGGAUUACAAUUCAUGCACCAACAUGGGUUCGUGCACACUGACCUGGCUGCCAGGAAUUGUUUGGUCACUUCUGAUCUCACUGUAAAAAUUGGAGAUUAUGGAAUCAGUAUAGACACUUUCAAGGAGGACUACUAUUGCACCAGUGAUGUGGCCUUACCCAUAAGAUGGUGUGCCCCAGAGACAUUGCAUUGUACAGAUACUACCAUUGAGACAAAAGAAGUUACUCCAUGUGCUAAUGUUUGGAGUCUCGGGGUAGUACUCUGGGAAAUAUGUGAGUUUGGAAAGUUGCCAUAUGAGGAUCUCUCAGAUGAUGAAGUGAUAGUGAAAGUGUUGGUGGAGGUUUCAAAAUGUUUACCUCUGCCAUCCAGAUCUUGCCCCCAUCGACACAACUUGUAUCACUUAAUGAAAUUGUGCUGGUGCCAAGCAACAGAAAGGCCAGCAUUACCUCAAGUUCUUGCUAUGCUAAAUCACUUGUAUGGAAAUCGUGAAUUUGCCAGUAUAGAUAACGAGACAUGUAGUUCACAAGCUGAUGAAGAUUUUGAACGCCGGUGGGAAACAUUUAAACCAAACUCCAUCCCAGUAACUGACAACCAUGUCACAGCCACUAGCACAGACGUGCAUCGUCCAUCUUCCCUCCUGGGAUCGGACCUUACUGAUGUGGUCCCUCCUGUUUUAGUCACCAGUAACUUGGCUUCUGAAAUGAAUGUUCUUAAUCAAGGACUACAAAAAUCGUCCACUCAGCCGAGCCAUGAAAUCCAUUUGACUCCCCAGGAAACACCCUUCCUGAUGUCAGACUCAUCGCCUCUUACAACUUCUCCACAACCCUCUCUUACUAGUAGCUCUGGUGGAGAAAUAUUCCUCCCGUCCUUGCAACAGAGGCACAAAUCACCAAGUCUGCAAAAUCUGAGGGGCUCUCUGGAUGAUCUUAGUGACUGCAAUGGUCAGAUACACAUAGAAGAAGAUGAAUUUGUUAAACAUGAAGUUAUCAAUGAAGAAGAAAGUAGAAAUGAAGACUUGCCAGAAGAUAAUAAGUCCAAGACUAAUAACGCAAAUGAAACCUCAGUGGAACCAGUUGCCCUAGAACCAGACUUUGACUCGUGGUUGCAAGGAGUAGAAACUACUGAUGAAGAAGAUGCCAAAUUUGUGAGGAAAAUUUCUGAAGCUAUUAGAGACCUGGAUAACGCAUUAGCUUUGGAAAAGACCUCUUCUUCAUCAUCCUCUCCUGCAUCUAGUAAAUCAGGUUCUCAUCACCAAAGUCCUAGUAAAGAUGUUGCACCCAUAGCUUCUAAUGAAAACGUAGUUUUAGACUUUCGGCUUGGGCCUACUGAAUUGCAAAAUGAUAGAUUCGGGUCCAAAAGUGUUUCUUUAGUUCAACCAGAUAGCUUGCUUGAUGAUAGUCUGGUGGAGAAAUCCAGUCGAGAUGCCAACAAUAGAGCCACUGAUUCUGGCACAGACACAGAAGAUGAAACCUGGAGAAAAAGAAUUGAAUGUGGUGAAUUUACUGCCAAAGUUAAGGAGAAAUCAAAAAGUGUUGCUGAUCUAAUGGUGCUUACACAUAUUGAUUGUAGUGAUGGAAGUGAUUCAGAACCUCCAUCAUUGACUUGGACAUUUGACAGAGGUUCAAAUAGUCGCAAUUCAUUCUCUAAACAGCGUAGGGGCUCUUCUUUUAAAGGAGGCAACCUAAAUACAAAUGCUUUGGCAUUUGCCAGUGAGAGCAAUAUUCAUCAAGCUGUACUCGGUGAAGAAUUUCGAAACACAUUGCAAAAAUUACAUGAAGCUCAAAAAGAUCAGAGGAAUAGGUUAGGUUCUUUGGAUUUGUCUCCUCUUAAUCAUGAAGCAGUUUCAGAAGAAACAUUAACAAAUUCAGCUGAUCCACUUUUGCCAACUUCUAACUUUUUAUGUGAUGCAGAUGACUUUGAGAACAUGGGUCUCAAAAUUGAUUCUCCUACGAAAAAGGAAAACAAUUUUUUAGUGGAUGAUGCCUCGGAUGAUAAUGUUGUAGAAUCAAAAAGUGCAACAAUUAGAACCGAGGCAAAGUCACCUGCAGAUGACAUCACAUCAGAAAGAAAAGUUACUGUUUGUGUUAAUGGUGCUAUAAUGGAACAUGAAGAAGAAGUAUCUAUUGUGGAAUUUGUACAAAAUAAUAAAGAGGAAAACAUAUUACUAACUGAAACAUGUAAUGUUGAGCCUUUGACAGUUUCUCCCCCUAUUAUAACAGACAAUGAAUUAGUCAGUGAAUCAAAUUCUGAUGUAAAAAAAUUAAACAUUGAAACUUGUAGUAAUGUAAGUCAGCCAGUACCUUCUACAAGUGACUUCCAGUCUUGCAAACCUCAAGAAUGCUGCAAUAGUAAUGAAGAUAACACUGAUAAUGUAAGUGUAUCAUUGUUGCCUUCCAAGGAAAGUUCUGCUAAGAAAUGUGAAUCAGAAAUUACAUUUGAUAAUGAAAAAGAAGUAGAUCUCAAUGAAUCUGUCUAUGAGGAGAAGUUUAUUCCUGAAGUGAAAUCAGCAAGCACACCUAAAAAGAUUUCCUUGUUAUCAGAUGUCAACGACUCUUCGAUUGAAGCAUCUUUGAAUAAAAAUGAAUCCAAAAAAGUGGAUUUUGAGGGCAUUCCAGAAACUGCUCAUGAUAUGGAAACAAGUCUGUCUAGCAGCUCUCUAAUUUUAUCAAACUCUGAUUCUCGAGAUGCCACUUUCAAUUCCUCAGAUGCCAAUGUAAAUUCAAACGUAAGUGUGCAAUCGGGUAUUUCAACAGACUCAUUUGAAUUUGUACCUGUCACAAGUUCAGAGCCUAAACCUUGUUCCACUCCAACUGACCCUCUGGAAACAGAGCACAAGGAAGUUUCCAGUGCAACAAACAAUGAAAACAUGUCAAAUAGCAUUUCAGAAGGUUCUGUGAUUCUUGGCCCUUGUGAAGAUUACACUUUAGAUUAUUUUAAAGGCCUUAAAACCAUAUCAAAUGAUGCUGGUCCUUUUUUGAGUGAUGAUUCGGAUCAUGCUGAAAGUGCAAACAUAUCAGAUUCUUCUGAGUCUCCUGAUGAGGAUGAACAUAAUCUUAAUGUAAAUUGUCUAAUAGCUGAAAAUGGUUCUGUUGUACAGUCAGGUCCUAAACAGUGUGCUGACAAAUUUCAACCUAACGAUCUACACAAACCAGAAUCGUGCCAAUCUCUUGAAUCUAAAACUUCCACUCCCGCUGAAGAAAAUGUUAAAGAUAGUUCUAUCAUUAAAACUAGUACUAAUAAUGAAAUAAAUGUUAAUAUGCAAGAAAAUGGUUGUGUGGAGGCUUGUACAUCAAUGACCGUAGCUGAAACAGAAAAAGGAAGAGUUGCAGGUUAUAGAGCAGAAUGUCCAACAUGUGACAAAAAUAGUCCAAGUGUGCAAGCGGACUGUUGCAAAGCAUCUUUGCAUUCAUUUGCACCAGAUAGCUUAGAUAAACAUGUUAGUGAAGUACAGUCUACCUCUACAUUGCUUGUAAAUUCAAAGACCUGUGAUUAUCCAAGUGAAAUUCAUUCAGGAUUAGGUUCCCUUUCAACUGCUGUAAAUGUAUCAGAAAUAAGUUCAGCUGUUUUGAGUAAUGAAUCUGCAAAUGCUCCUGGGUAUUUCUCAAAUGGAAAGGAAGAUAUAUUGUCUAUGGAUCCAGAUAGUUUAAAUGAAGCAAGUGGAGAAAGGGGAUUGGUAGAAGCAUCCAUAGACAGUAUAGAAGCCCUUAAAGAAAAUUCAGUAUUAUAUAUAACAAAUGACUUGGAAGAAAAUUGUGGGCAGGUAGUAGAGGCUGAAACAUCGACCAAUCUCCUCAGUUCUGGCGUUGAAUCUUCCGAAGGGAAAAGUGAAGUCAGCCUCUCAGUUAGCCUUGAGAAUGAAGUUCCUACAGUAGUUGCUAGUACAUUAGGUAGGUCCUCGGAUAGUAACGUAGAAUAUGAUAGCUCAGAUACAUUAGUGAGUUUGGAGCAGAGUAUCCCUGAAAUUGAUCUUCAAGACAAGACUCUUUGUUCAUUUGAUGAUUCUCCAAGUCCAGAACUUCUUGAGGACAAAAAAGCUGCUUCAUUUGCUUUUCUGCAGCAAGAGAUCAAUGCAGAAAAUUUGUAUAGACAGAAACCAGUUAUUAAUAUGUGCACUCUUGAACCUGUUUUUCCUGAAAUUAUUUUGCAAACUAGCAAAGAUAUCUCUGAUAAAGAUUUAAGUUUUGUAGAGAGCAAUGGAAUUCUUCCUGAGAAAACUAGUUAUGAUGAAGGUGUAUCUAAUGUAAAUAGAACCCCAAUCACACAACUAUCAAAUAAAGUAUCUCCAGAAAACAUAAAAGAAAAAAAUUGUGCAUAUGAAAGUGACAAAGAAACUGCUCAGGACAAAGUGCAAGAUUCAGAUAUCAUUUCUGUUGAAAAUUUUGCAAAAACUGUUUGUAUUGGUGUGGAAAAAGAAGUUGCUUCCAAAGAGUCACCAAAAUCAUCAUUGUCAAUUUGCAAAGCUAAUGCAUCCAAAACAACUUCUAAUGAAAUAAAAAGUGAUGUUGAGGCAUCUUGCAAAACAAUUAGUCAUUUCACCAAAGAUGUGCCUUUAGAGGUUGUUCCAAACAUUUAUAAUAAUGAAUUGGAAAGUUCAGAGUCUAAAUAUGCCCCUGUUUUACCAUGUGAAAUUUUUUCGGAGAAAACUAAUAACAUUCUUUCUCAUGAGGAAGGGAAUGUUCCUCAAACUGAACAAUUAUGUUUUAAUGAUAGCACUAAUGAAUUUUUCGAACAGAAGGACAACUUGGAAAAAUGGAAACAAGCAGAUGUUGACAUUUUAAAUGAAGAAUUCCUUCGUAGUCAGAAGCAUGAAGACAACUUUCUGGCCUUGGGGAUAGGAUUGGAUGGUCAGGAAUUCGCAUCUGAUUUUCAUCCUGAGAAUGAUACAACAGUAGACUUAGAUGAUGGAGAAGAUUAUGGAUUAGACGUGGCCAAACAUUCCACCCCAGAUGAUGAACGAAGCAGUGAUUCUGGUUUUCGAGAUAAAGGCAGUUUAAGUGAAAGUUGUGAAGAUGCUUGUGAUGAGAAAUACAAUCUUGAAGAUAUUGAGGCUGAACUGGAGGAAACUUUUAAUAAAGGUGGUUUCAAUUAUGUUGUUAAGGGUCUUAGUGGAGAUGAAGAUGACUUAGAGCAUCACACAAGCAGUGAAGAACUACCUCAUGAACAUCUUGCAGACCCUGAUGAAGUAGCUCCAAGUGAUAAAGACAUCUCAAGUACUGAUGCUGACAUCUCUCGAAGUGCCAGUGAAGUAACUGUAGAAAAGAAACAACCUGACAAUGUGAUUGGCACUCAUCUUUCUCCCAAUUCAGAUGUAGGAGUAUUAAGUAUUUCAGAAGAAACAAGUAAUACCGUAAUAAGUAGUGAUAAAUGUGAUAUCAUAGAUGCAGAAAAAAUUAUUCUUCAGCAUGUUUCACCCACAGGGACCCCAGAUCUUUUGAAUAUAGAAACCAAUGACACUCCAAUGCCAGAUGUUACCUCUCCACAGGGGUCUACAAACAACAAAGUAUCUUAUUCAACGUGUGAAUUAAAUCCCUAUGACAAUCAAGAAACAUUUGACAGUGAUCUAAAAUGUGCUAUGUCAGAUGGAUUUGAUGUUGACAUUCAAUCUAGAUUUUGUCAGGAAAAAGAUCUUAUGCUUGAUAUAGGUCAGACUGAAUUUAGAGCUUUGUCUCCAGAACAGUCACCUCUUCCUAUGGACAGUGGGGAAAAUUCACCAGUUAAAAAGGCAGGUUGGUUCUUGCAUCCUCAAGCAGGUAUUGAUUCUGGUGGAGGAAAUUUUGAAGACAAUUUAGAUGAUGUGUUUAUGAGUCCUAAAAGCACCAGCUCGUCUGUAUCAAAUGCAGAUGAUGUUGCAAACAAUGAAAAUCAAUAUGAACCCUUUAGUCUCAAUGAAGAAUUUGUUGCUGCCAUUCGAAAUGAAUUGCAAGAAAAAUUACCUUGUGCCCGUCAACAAAAUCAUGAUGACCUUCAAGAUGAUGGUAUUCUAGAACCAGAAGAUGAGACCUCCCAAGAUGAAAGAACAGAUGUUACCAUUCAUUACAAUGUUUACCCGCCUCCAUUAUCCCCAAUUCUUGAGGAGAGAGAAAGUGUAAGUUCCAUUACCACUACUUUAAGUGACAAUUUUGUAUCCAGAGGAGCACAGCAACCAGAAUCAGAUUCUGAACCUGCUAGCCCAGUGUUUGUACUAGAUACUGUAGAUAUUGUAAAUGCAGAAGCAGAUGCAAAGAGAUUUGAAGAAGAAAUUCGCGAAGCUUUAGAAAAUUGCAGCUUCAGUAGUGUAGACACAGAUAGUUUUAGUGAUAAGGACCAGAAGAAUAAAAGUGUACUACUUGAAGAUCUGGAACAAUCUCAUGAUGAUCAGCCCUCUGGUCCAGCAAGUGAAAACACGAAUUCAAAUAAUGUUACUAUUGUAAAAAGUACUUCCCCACAUUCUGAAUUUGAUGAUGACUUCCUUGUUAUUGAUACAGAAACCAAUCAAGCCACUUUAUUAGAAAGUCCAAAACCAAAAUCACACUUGGCUUUUAUUAAGAAACCAAUACCAUUGCAAGAAGAUCAAAUUACUGAAGAUUCUUCUCCUUCUGAUGUAAAAGAUGAAUCACUUGUUGUGAGCAGUGAUGAGUCAAUUCAAAGAUGUUUGAAACUUGAAGUCGAUCCUGACACGUGUUUGUCUGAUGAUGAAGCAUUCACUCCUGAUAGUAUUUCUCCUCGACAAGAUAAACAAAUUAUUUUACAAGAUUGCAAGAAGGUGCAUACUAUAAAUCACCAGAAUGAAGUUCCUAUUAGUUCUUCAGAGAAGUCUUCUGUCAGUAUUGAUAGUAUAGAUCUGCCUCAAUCUCCUGGUGGUCCAACUCCAUAUUUGUAUGCUUCCAGUAACUUAAAUUGUCCACAGUUCCAAAGUGCGUCACUUGAUGUGGUAGAAGAAAUUUCAAUUGGCGUUGCUAAUAAUGAAGCAGCAGAAAUCAUAACUGAACUACAGAAUAGUGGUAUUAUUGCUCACUGUCAACAUCAAGAUGAAGAGGAUAGGGAAGAGGAAGAAGAAGAAGAAGAAGCAGAUGAAGAUGAUGGAAAUGAUGAAGAGGAGAAUGAAGAUAAUGUUCCUAUUGAACUAGAAACAAGUACAAAAUUUACAUGUGAGGAUUCAUCUAGAACAGAAUCAGAUGAUGAAGGAUCAGAAGGUGUAUCUGUAGAAGAAAGUUCUGAUUCCUUGAAAUCUCCAGAAAUGUGUACAGGGAAGAAAAGUUUGUCACUAGAUCUAUCUUCCCUACAGCAAGGCAAUGCCCUGAAGAGAUUUCAGUCUCAUGACAACAUUUGUGUCAAUAACCCUCCAGAUGGUCUACAGUGUCAGCCAUCCACCACUAUUGAGGUCACAGGCUGUGAAGAUGAAAAAGAAAGUAAUUUGAGACUAACUGACACUUUAGAUUUAUUCAAGAAAAAGAAAAAUUUGCAAAUGGAGGAAGGACCUAGUGACAGGGAUUGGAGUGUUACUAACCUAGAGGCAGCUCUGCUGAGCACCAAAGCACCCAUGCCUUCUCCUGAAGAUGAAUCUUGGAAACAAAUUCCAUCUAUGUUAGCCUUCUCUGAUUUGAAUGAAAUGAUGUCUCGAUGCAACAAUGAAGAUGAUUUUACCGAAAGCUAUGCAGAAGCAACCAGUCCGGGUUUCCCCUCCCAUGAUAAUGAUGAAGACCUCAUGUCAACGUCAUUCAGCUUAAAGGAUUCAGAAGAUAUUGGAGACUGCUACACACCUGAUUGGGAAAGUGAAGAUGAUACCAAUGAAGAAGAUAAUAAUUCAUCAUCCAGUGGGGAGUUCAUCUGGAAGGAGGGUGAUAAAGAGGCAUCUGUCAAGGCUGUUGAUAUCCAAGCUUCUGGUGGUGCCUCAAAGCCAUUUGAGGGCCACUCGGAAUUUGGAAUGGAAGUUAUUGCAGAGGAAGAAGAAGAUGAAGAUGAUGAUGAAGAGGAUGAUGGUAGCAUGAGCUCUGAGAGUGGAACUGAAUUUAUUCCUUCUGCAUGGAAUAGUGAAGCAACUCCUAAUAGGUCCGCUCUUCGGAGCCCAGAUAAGAAACAGGAAAUUGAUGACUUAUAUGAACAAAAGAAAAAUGUGUCUUUCAAGAAACAGAAAUAUCAUUGUGUGUAUGAAUAUCCCCGAGAGGCCAGUGAUUCUGAAAGUGAAGGCACUGAUUCACCUUCCCGAAGACGAUGGGAUUUGUAUCAGCCUGAUGUAGAUUAUGCUAGUUACGCAGACUGGGAGCUGAUGGAAGGGGAUGUGGCUGAGUCUUCAGGGCCUGACAUAGACACGGACCCUGAGUUGCCCCAGGCCCAGCCGACUCAGACCUUUGACUUCUACAAGCUCAGCAAUGUGGACUGUGACCUUAGUGCUGGUGUAAUGUCGGAAGAUGGAGAGUUCUACAUUAGCAGUUCUGCUCGCCCUUUCCAAUUCAGUGGGACAAACACUGACAUGUUUGGAGGGAAUGGGAGCGAGUUCUUUCCUGGUCAACUGUAUCGGUCUUCAAAUGAUGAAGAUCUUUCAGCUCCUCCCACAGAAAUUGCAGAUGUUAGUUUAGAGUUCCUACCCUUUGAAGUGGAAAUUGAUGGUAGAGAUGAAGUUUCAAAAUGUAGUGAAGAAACCAAUGAAAAUUCCUCAAAUAUGAAAGAGGAAUGCAGUGACAAUCAUACAAAUGCUACAGUUAUGCUAGUUGAAAUCCAGCAAGUUUCUCCUGUGACUGAAGAUAUACCAAAUGAGUGUGUCAUUGAUGAUGAUCCGGGAGAAACAUGUGUACAAAAUACCUCAACAAAUUUUACGAAGGAACCAGAAUCACCUGGUUCUCCUCUUGAUUCAUCUCCUACAUCUCCAUUAUCCCCAACUUCAGGACUCGGUGAGUUGCGACAUACUAGAGACAGGUUGAAACUUGACUUGCCAACUUCUGGUUCAGCAUUUGUUUUGGAACCUCCAGCUUUGAAUAAGCGUCGUUCUGUUGAAACAAUAAAAGGUGAAGCUUCUCUUCUUGACAGUGGAGAAGAAACAGAAGAUAGUGGAAUUGAAUCCAGCAAUGGUACAAACUCUUCUAAAACCUCUAAACAUGUUGGAACAUUGUCUAAUAUUGGUGUUAUGAAUUCUGGUAAAGUGUGAAACUACUUCAUGCCUGUCCCAUGCUUAAACAGGAUGUGUGUAUAUGUAGUAAUUCUUGUAAUUUUUGUUACAUUUAAACAAGAACCAUAUUGCAGGUGUAAAAUGCAAUACCAUUUUCACAUAAUAAUGAAGAACAGAACAUCAGAAUCAGUCUGCUUUGGAUAUUCAUGAAAUAUUUUGUAUCAGUGAGUCAAAUUGUGGUUAGUGGCAUCUCAUUUGAUGUCAUACUUAAAAUGAUAUAGGACUCUUGAAUACAUCUGGUACCGUAGAUAAUUUUUAGAAAAUUUGUAACAUAAUAAAAAUGAAAGAAAUGGAAAGUAUCAUGUCGUACUACAUGAUAAAUGUCAGAAUAGCAGGAGAUGUACCCCAUGUCCAUAAGAAAAUGAACUGUUCUUCAGGGAGAAAUAUAUGUUGAAAUGCACCCAGCAAGCACACAACCUUAACAAAGAUUGUGUUGGUGACAGUGGGCUUCUUUACAGUAAAAUUACAAAUCUUUGCUUAAUUGUGAUAGUUUACAAGUAGACAAACUGAAAAAUGCAGCUAUGAAGAAAACAGUCUAUUGUCCUUGCCUCUGUCACCCACUAACUAUAUUUCUACUGUAAUGUGCAACCACUGAGCAACGACAGAAAAUAUUACUGUCACUAGUUAGGUGGCCUGACUUGUGGUAGACACUCUUAGUCUGUGAUAGAGAUUUUCUCUGAAGUUGAGUUUAAAAGAAUUACAUGAUUUGUUGUUUUACAGAGAUAUUAUAAAAUACUUAUUUACAUUUGGGGGGGUACUAAAAAUACAAUACAUGUUUAAUUAGAAGGAAGAUACGCUUUAAGGACAAACAGAAGUGAGUGUAAAUAGAAAGUUCUAUGGUUUGUAUGGAGAAGGAGAAAAUACAGUCCUUGUUUCAGGGAAAUCUUCCACAUAUCUAUAUUUUGCUGCACAGCAGGUACUACAUACAUGCUUCUCGCAAAGUAUGUGUGUAUGAAUUCUGAGCUCAUAACAUUCCAAUAUUGUAUCACUAGUAUACAACACAUCUGAAAAUGAGCAAUAACAGUAUAAAUAUUUCAUGUUAAUUCUGGUGUUACACGAAAAAAUAUUUCAUAUUAUUCUCUUCAGUAACCCUCUUUAACUUUAUCUGAUGGUAUAGGAAGUUGGCAUACUUUUCCUCUCUGCUGUCACUGUAUUUUAGUAGCAUUUAUGAUGCAAGACAUCAAUAUGCUACAAAUAGCACAGCUGACAAUACCGUUAAUCUUCGCAUGCAUACUAAUUUUUGGUCUUUGUACAAAUUAGAAUUACACAUAUGUAUAUCAUGUCUCUAUUUUUCUAUUUAUUCAAAAUCGUACGUACCCAUUUGUAUAUAUAUAUAUAUGAACUGUCUGUGCAUCAGCACCCAAAUUUUACACUUAUAUUUCAUGUACUACCAUCUGUUCACUAUGUAAAUAUUGCAGUUGGUAUUUUACCAGUUCAUGGUACAAAUAUUGAUUUCAAAGCAGAUUUAUUUUUAUUAUGCUGCAUUUACUUGCAUAAUUCUUACAUUAUCAAAUUUUGUGUUGUUCAUGGUAGCACCUUAGAAACUGUUUCUUAUGUUAUUGUUAUUCAUAAUGGAUGCCUUAAUUGUAUAUUUAUUUAUAAAAAAUAAUCGAAAAAGUUAGUGGAGCUGAAAAAGUAUAGAGUGGGGCUGCAUUAUUUGUAAAUAUGUAUAGUUGUAAUCCAUUAUUUGAUGAUAAAUGUGAUAGUUAUGUCAGUAACUGCAGUUCUUUCUGAAAAUGUAACAUGGUGUAUGACAUGUUGACAGUUGAAUUUAUUUGGGAUAGUGAAAGAGUGUGUGUUACGCUUUAUGAGAAUAAGUUUCAUUAUUUUCUAUAUUUUGUUAUCCUCUACCUUUUUUCUCUUAGCUCUUAUAAUGUAAUAUGUAUGUGUGUAUGUAUUGGCUUGUGUAACAUCAAGUGACUCAACAAAUUUUUUCCAUUUACUUUGCUUUUUAUAAAUAAUUUAUGUUUGUUCAUCUGUUCUCAUUAUGUAAACAUAAAAAUAUUUUUUAUCACUUUGCAUUCUCUUAAUAUGUACAAUUUUCAAAAAUGACUUCCCUGAAAACGUUUCUGCAAAUUUUGCUGAAUCAAUAUUAUAUUCUAAUUCGAAUGUAAAAAAAAAGUUAUUUAUUUCGUAAAUUGAUCCAAACAUUACUUACCCUGACCAGAAAUUGAAUCCAGGUCUCCUAGUUUAUACUCAUUUGCUCUCUCUGAGCUAACCAAUACUUUGAACAAACUUUAGGUCCAUAAUAUUGCCCAUGUAUUUGAAAUUCUAUUGUCACCAUUCUGAUACUUUUAUAGCUGGGGUAGCCUUAAAGGUAAUAGAGUAGUGACAAUUAAAAGUAGUUGCUUCGAUGGUGUGAGAUAAAAUUGUCUUCUUUGUUCCAUCACUUCUAGUUCUUGUCACAAAUCAAUAUUGAAACUUAAUUGUUAUUCUUCUUUUUCUUUUGGGGAAAAACACACUCAUCUGCAUUGCUAGAGGAAAGUCAUGAUACAUUUCAUUGUUUGUAUCUGUAAAAAGUUUCCAAAAUUGUUGAACAUUUGUUGUUGUUGAUGUUAUUGCCACAUCUAUUUCUGUUGAAAAAUAAUUUAAAAAUUGGAUUCAGUGCAUCCUUUUGUAUUACACGCUAGUGAUUCAAGGUCUGUAUUGCAUUGUUUAUACAUUACAGUAGUGAUUCUAAUAUUGUUAUAUUAAAAUUAUAAUCAUAGUUAUCUUAAAUAACUUUGUACAUGUCAGUAUAAUUAUAGUUAGUUAAUAACUCCUUCUGUUUUUUUUGAUGGACAACAGUCUUCAAAACAUUUCCCUGGAGAUUCUAUGUUGUGCAUUAGAAUAUCUGUAUUUUAUCUUUUGACAUUAAAAUCUCAUCUUUUGUUGUACAGUUUUGCCAGUAGUUGUUGGUCAAUUCAGACUUUUUGUUCUGUGUUAAAUAGAAGAGUAUAUAAUGAAGCCGUCCAAUUUGUGGGUGCUGAAAAAUAUCUAAGGAUAUUUGUUGGAGUGCGUAAUGAUGAGACUGCAUAUUACGGCAUAGUUCUUUGAUCUUCAAAAUGUUGGUAUACUUAUUUAUAUCAACAUUAAUCAUAAAUUUUGUGAAUCGUCAAUCUGUAAGCCAAGUAUCUGAUCAGAUUAUUUUAGUUAAAAUAUUAUUUCCUUCCAAUGAUAUAUUUGCAAUACAAAUAUAUAUCUUUGAUUGCAUUGUAUAAUUUAUUUCUAUAAAUUACGAUUUCACACAGGUUAGUGGGCAUGCAAGUUUAUAUCUGGCCUUGCGAUUGUAUCCAAGUUCAUUCAAAUAAAUGUUUGCUUAUGUUCACAAUUAAAUUUAAUACUGCCAUUAAUUUUCUUUCCUUGGAAAAUUCAUUGACAAUGAGAUUUGCCUCAUAUUUUAGUGAUGUUAAUAAGAAUUCUCUUUAAUACCCCUAAAGGAAUGCAAGGAGUUAUAAUUCCUUUAUGAACAAAAAAAAAAUGUGAAAGUUCUCAAGAAUUGUCUUAAGAAGUAUAUUACAAUCAAAGAAUGAUAAAGUGAAAAGUCAGCUAUCUUUUGAGUCAAACUAUUUCCUGGAGUUAGAUUGAGUGAUGUUUUGUGUUUUUUUAAAUUUCCAUUUGAAUUUCUUUUUAGUGCAACUAUUUUGAUUUUAAAUAUUUAAUUAAAUAUGAAUUCACCUCCCUUGCUUUGCCAUUGCAUACAUUCACUUUCUUUCAGGAGAGUUAAAAAGUCAAAACUUGCAUAUAUUAUAUGCAUUGACUCUUUACUCACAAUCAGAAAUAAUUUAUUUUUGUAUAAGAAAUCAUCAUGGAGUUUUUUAUGGGUGUAAUUUACUUGAGAUGUUUAUUUAAAAAAGUAAUCUUACAAGGUAUACUGAAAGUAUUUUGCAAAAAGAUACCAAUAUUACCAAACAUUCAUGAACUAUUCCUUUUGUUUUACUUUAAGUUUAAAUAAAAAUUAGAAAUAAUCAGAAACAUAAUUAUACUGUAAAUUUAAUGGUUUUGUUGAGAUGGAAAAAGUAUAAUUAAGAAAGAGAGUCUCACUGAACUCGGUUUUGCAGUCUUUGAAAUAAAGGCAGAUGAACAGAUUACAAUAUAUAGGACUUUGCUAUUCUGUACUAAUUUGUUAAUUUAUUAAAAAUUAUUUGUUAAUUGGUUUUACUUUUUUAUGCAGGGUAUAUUUUGGAAAUGUAAAUGCAAGAAUUCACAUUUAGAAUAAUUUUUAAAGAUAUUUGUACAGAAAAUGUGUACAGAAUGUACAAAGUGAUUGAAUUUGAACUAUUCAUGGUGAUUUGGUGAACGUUUUUAUGAAUCUUUGAUAUUAUGUGCAGUUUCAGAAUACAUAUAUAAUAAGCUGAAUGUGAAAUUGAUUGUGUAUUUAACAGUUAUACACAUCAAGUUGACCAGCAACACAUGUCAAAAGCAUUUGUAAAGAUUUUGAUUUGCUUGUUUACAUUUUUGGUAAACUUUCUUUUUAAAAAUAAGGAGUAUAGUGAAUAAUCUUAUUUAAUGAAAGAUCAGAUUAUCUUUAAUCAUAAAUUAUUAGAACACAAAAUACCAUGUUUACAUUUGUGAAAUCCAGUUUCCUCAUUUGUUAGAAGACUUUUCCUCUUUUUUGCUUCAUUAAUGAAAGCAUGUACAAAGGUUUCUUGAUAAAAUGUUUGAUAAAUGAAUAAAAUAUGGAACAGUGACAAAACAUUCCUGAAAUAAGAUUCUGAAACAAUGAAAUUUGUUUCUGAAUCUUCAAGGGUAAUAAAGCAUACUACUCCUUUUAGACCACAUCUGAAUUAAGAAAUAUUUCUGCGUACAUAAUUCAGAAGAUUUUAAUUUAUUUUUUUAUUAUGUUAUUCUGAAACCUACAAACGAUGGUGCAACUUUGAUGAAAGAAUUUUACUUUUAGGAGAUUCCCAAUUUAUUACACCAGUACCCCUUUUGGGUGAGGAGUCCUUUCACAUAUUAAUGAUUAGCAAACAACUCUUGUUCCUUUGAUCUAUUGAAUUUAUAUGAAUCAAAAUCAGUUUUAGAGAUUUAUUUAUUCUUUAAAAAAUCUUUAAAAGUCAAAUAAACAAGAAAAACAGUAAUAUUAUCGUUAAUGCCAGAUUAAGGAAGCAAAUAAAUGAAGAGUGGUACAUGGUUGGAUAUGUUUGGGAACCCUAUUUUAUGAAUUUGCGUUUCAUGCUAACAUCUUAAAAUUAAGGCUUAACAUGUGAUAGUGUCAAGUUAAUUUGUUGUUAAUGCUAGGUAUUACCCUUUUUGAAAAUUUCAGUAAAAAUUUUGUAUCUGUGUACAUAAAUAAGAACAUAAAAGAUGUCACAAAUGGUGUAGUGAAUGGUACUUUGAAAGUAAUUUGUUUUAACAUAUUAAUUGAUACACGUUUCUGCUGAUAAAUUCCAUUUGCUGUAUUAUUAGAUUAGACAUUGUGUUUUGCUAAUACACCAUUUUUCAUGAAUUAUUUUUACAGCUCUUGUCUCUGCUAUUAUUACGUGUGAAGUAUAAAAAGGACCCCAGAUUCAGAAUUUAUCUCCUGACAAAUUACCUGGAAUUAUUUAAAUUAUGAAUAUACAUAUAUUUAAUUUGUAAUUUGGUCUUUUAAUGACCAUGUAAUACUAGACUACUGUGUCCUGGCCACAAGACUUCUUCAGAUAUUAUAGUUAUAGUUACUUGGAGUGCCUCAUUUUCAGCUGGGUGUGUGGGAAAAGAAUAUUGCAGAACAGGUGACUUGGAAUAGUGCACAUACUGGCAUGUAAAUUUGUAUACAUACAGACAGUUUAGCAUAAAUAAACAAAUUUAUCGCUC
Molecule: messenger RNA, 15699 nt
Organism: Gryllus bimaculatus (two-spotted cricket)
Lineage: Eukaryota; Metazoa; Arthropoda; Insecta; Orthoptera; Gryllidae
Source: the annotation of a GenBank genome assembly